Molecule: messenger RNA, 1613 nt
Organism: Jaculus jaculus (lesser Egyptian jerboa)
Lineage: Eukaryota; Metazoa; Chordata; Mammalia; Rodentia; Dipodidae
Gene: Snx8
Product: sorting nexin 8
Exons: 12
Coding region: 286-1563 (425 amino acids)
Biological process (GO): retrograde transport, endosome to Golgi
Molecular function (GO): phosphatidylinositol binding
Source: RefSeq, a predicted model, not a curated record
GGUGUGCGCCACCACGUUCAUCUGGCUUCUGUACUUUCUGAUCUGUGGAUAACUGUUGACUGGAGAAUCACAGCAUCUGGAAGCUGGAAGAUCUUGAGUCUCCCUCAUCGCAGUGUGUCUGCAUUUUGCACACGCUAUAGAUUUUGAACCCAGGGCCUCCCACUUGGAAGGUAGGCACUUCACCGCUGAGCCACACCCGUGGCCUCUCACUGGCGGAUUCAAGGCAGGCGCUGUACUGCAGGUAGCGCGGAUCCAGAUGCAGCACUGGACCCAGUUCGCUUGCUAAUGCCCCAGGUUACGGAGCGCAGGGACCCGGACCCUGAUCGGAUGCAGAUGCCGCCGGGGAACCCGCUGCUGCUGUCCUACACGCUGCAGGAGCUGCUGGCCAGGGACACCGUGCAGGUCGAGCUCAUCCCCGAGAAGAAGGGCCUCUUCCUCAAGCACGUGGAGUACGAGGUGUCCAGCCAGCGCUUCAAGUCCUCGGUGUACAGACGGUACAAUGACUUUGUGGUCUUCCAUGAAAUGCUGCUUCACAAGUUCCCGUACCGCAUGGUGCCAGCCCUUCCACCCAAGAGGGUGCUGGGAGCUGACAGGGAGUUCAUCGAGGGCCGCCGGAGAGCCCUGAAGCGCUUCAUUAACCUGGUGGCCCGGCACCCCCCAUUCUCCGAGGACGUCAUCCUUAAGAUCUUCCUCUCCUUCAGUGGCUCAGACGUGCAGAACAAGCUGAAGGAAGCCGCCCUGUGUGCGGGAGAUGAGUUCAUGCACUGUAAGCUGGCUGCUAGGGCGAAGGACUUCCUCCCAGCCGACAUCCAGACCCACUUUGCCAUGAGCCGGGAGCUGAUUCGAAACGUCUACAACAUCUUCUACAAGCUGCGUGACAGGGCAGAGCGGAUUGCAGCCCGGGCCAUCGACAGUGCCGCCGACCUUCUCAUAUUCGGGAAGGAGCUCAGUGCUCUAGGGUCUGACACGACCCCGCUGCCCUCCUGGGCUGCUCUGCACCUCAGCACAUGGGGCUCGCUGAAGCAGGCGCUGAAGGGCCUGUCUGUGGAGUUUGCGCUGCUUGCGGACAAGGCUGCACAGCAGGGGAAAAAGGAAGAGAAUGACGUGGUGGAGAAGCUGAACCUCUUCCUGGACUUGCUGCAGUCCUACAAGGACCUGUGUGAACGGCACGAGAAGGGUGUGUUGCACAAGCAUCAAAGGGCCCUGCACAAGUACGGCCUGAUGAAGAGGCAGAUGAUGAGUGCCGCGCACGGCCGGGAGCCCGAGUCUGUGGAGCAGCUCGAGUCGCGCAUCGUGGAGCAGGAGAACGUGAUUCACACCAUGGAGCUCCGGAGCUACUUCUCCCUGUACUGCCUGCACCAGGAGACACAGCUCGUGCACGUCUACCUGCCCCUCACCUCCCACAUCCUGGGGGCCUUCGUGAACUCGCAGAUCCAGGGACACAAGGAGAUGAGCAAAGUGUGGAAUGACCUGAAACCAAAGCUGAGCUGCCUCUUUGCCGGACCUCACAGCACGCCGACGCCACCGCGGUCCCCGCCGGAGGACGGCUUGUGUCCCCACUAGUGACGGGGCCCGCAGAAUGCCCUGCGGCCUCACUAAAGCCUCUUUGCAAA